Messenger RNA from Callorhinus ursinus (northern fur seal), 750 nucleotides. The record is from RefSeq and is a predicted model, not a curated record. NCBI's taxonomy places the organism in Eukaryota, Metazoa, Chordata, Mammalia, Carnivora, Otariidae.
GGGCUGAGGCUGUUGGGAGCCGAAGCCUAGCGCGGGCUGAGGGAAGAGGGCAGCGUUUGGCGAGUGGCGCGGGACCCGGAGCCUCUUGCACUUUUUUCCUCCCGAGUGCCCCCUCCCACCCCUCCCACUCCACACACACCCUGUUUGCCCGUGAGCCUGGGGAACUUGCAGCUUAAAGCCAGCCACCCCCACGGCAACAUGUACCCCAGCAACAAGAAGAAAAAGGUGUGGAGAGAGGAGAAAGAACGUUUACUGAAGAUGACCUUAGAGGAGAGACGCAAAGAAUACAUAAGGGACUAUGUUCCCCUGAACACCAUCUUAUCGUGGAAGGAGGAGAUGAAAGGCAAGAGCCAAAAUGAUGAAGAAAAUACUCAGGAAACAUCACAGGUGAAGAAAAGUUUGAGUGAAAAAGUUUCUCUCUAUAGAGGUGACAUCACAUUGCUAGAGGUAGAUGCUAUAGUCAAUGCGGCAAAUGCCAGUCUUCUUGGAGGAGGAGGUGUGGAUGGCUGUAUUCACAGAGCAGCUGGGCCCUGUUUACUGGCUGAAUGCCGUAACCUGAAUGGCUGUGAAACUGGACAUGCAAAAAUCACAUGUGGCUACGACCUGCCAGCAAAAUAUGUCAUCCAUACUGUAGGACCAAUAGCCAGAGGCCAUAUUAAUGGUUCCCAUAAGGAAGACCUUGCAAAUUGCUACAAAUCAUCUCUGAAGCUGAUGAAAGAAAAUAACAUCCGAUCAGUUGAAGAUGGUUAA